AUGGACAAGAUUAUUGACGCGCGCUUCGAGCGCGUUGAAAAGGCUCUUGCCGUUCUGAUUGAGUCGGUGUCCAAGUAUCAUCCCCACGCCAAGCAGGCAUUGGAUCUCCAUGAAGCAGACCAUGACCUCACAAAAGGACUCGAUGAUGUUCAAAUCCAUCAAAACAACAACCUCCGUCUGCAGCGACUCCGAGCCACAACAUCCUCUCUCGACACCCAGAUCCGAGAGACCCUUUCCAGCUUAGCAACAACACGCAAGGACAUCACCACGACCCAAAUCACAGUCCACCCCGAUGGGCCCAACUACCCCGUGAAGUACGACGAGCUUCUCAACUAUGCCCGCCGCAUCAGCAAAACCACCCUCCCCCCCGCCGCCCUCACAAACGGGGGCCUCGCCACCGGCGGGGGCUCUCCUGGCCCAGACCCGAACGCAAGCAUGACCACCAACCCAAACACCCCCGGUGCCAACGGCUCCCAGAGCCAACCCGUAAGCGCCGCCCCGACACCAAGCCAGAGCCAAACCCCAGGCCCCUCGGGCGCGGCAAACGGCAGCCCCGUCGGCGGCUCGCAGGACCUCCAAGGAACGCAGCAAACCACCGCAACCUCGCUGCCCGACGGCCUCCGCAACCACCUCAAUCCCCACUUCAACGAGAUUUUCGUGCCCUGGCCGAGCGAGGGCAUGAUCCGCGGCGGCGCCAUGGCCAUGUACCAGAACCUCGCGGACUCGGGCACCGAUCCCCGCGGCUACGAUCCGCAGCAGAUUGCCGAGGCGAAGCGGAAAGAGGAGGAGGAGCGCAAGGUCCGCGAGGAGCAGGAGAAGGCCGAGACGGAGAGGAAGAACCGGGAGUACGCGGAGAAGAUGGAGAAGAUCCGCCGCGAGCAGCAGGAGGCGUACCGGCGCGACAGUGUGGCUGUUGGCGCUGGUGCUGGCGCCUCCUCGGCUGGCAAGAGCAAGCAGUUCCAGUUUACGAGUCUCAUGGACGAUGACGAUGACGACGAGUAG
This is a messenger RNA of Colletotrichum phormii, 1002 nucleotides long. Its product is annotated as vitamin-D-receptor interacting mediator subunit 4-domain-containing protein. The coding region runs from base 1 to 1002 and encodes 333 amino acids. Gene Ontology annotation, biological process: regulation of transcription by RNA polymerase II. The record is from RefSeq and is a predicted model, not a curated record. Lineage: Eukaryota; Fungi; Ascomycota; Sordariomycetes; Glomerellales; Glomerellaceae. Gene Ontology annotation, molecular function: transcription coregulator activity. Gene Ontology annotation, cellular component: mediator complex. The transcript has 2 exons.